GUGGAUGUCGUGGUAACUAGUUUGACGAAGGUGGUAUAGUGGUGCUUCGAACGUUUUGGGUGGGAGAUACGCCCUUAUCCCUUUCCUAAACACUCUAAACAAUACACGGAAACUAACAUGCUAAAGCCUCGUAAUAAAUCCAAACUCACUUCACCAUGAUUCAAUCCACAACACUCUCAGAAAUCAACACAACAAACACCUGCUUACCGGGCGAUAUCCAAAUGCUCCUAACCAACAGCGUAACCUUACACGAACACACAAAAACAGCAAAUGAAAACACCCUCGCCCUUCUCUCGUUUCUAACAUCCCACCCGACAAUGAAAACAGUAAAACAGCCCUUCAGCCACCAAACAGCAGGGAUAUACAACUCCCUCCGCUAACCCACCGGCUACAGUGGUGAGACAAACACCAUAACCAUAAUCUUUUACAACCAGCCCCCCGCAGGAAUAUUCUACAUUGCGUGAAUGUGCGCAAGGGCAUGAGUUCCGGGACGAAUUUCACGAUCGCGCUUCCGUACGUUGUGUUUGCGAAUCCCUACACUAGAGAAAAAGUCGCGAAGUAUGUACCGGAGCAUGUUAUUGUGUUGGGUUGGGGAUGUUAAUUGUAUUGUGGGGAGGCGAGGGAGGUGUUGA
Molecule: messenger RNA, 632 nt
Organism: Aspergillus ruber CBS 135680
Lineage: Eukaryota; Fungi; Ascomycota; Eurotiomycetes; Eurotiales; Aspergillaceae
Exons: 1
Coding region: 156-380 (74 amino acids)
Source: RefSeq, a predicted model, not a curated record